This is a messenger RNA of Cooperia oncophora, 258 nucleotides long. The record is from the annotation of a GenBank genome assembly. Lineage: Eukaryota; Metazoa; Nematoda; Chromadorea; Rhabditida; Trichostrongylidae.
AUGGAGAGCAGUGGGGGUGUUGUCCCACGAAAGUAUAAUGGAUGCGACGGCAACUCGAAUAAUUUCGCGAGUCGCGAGCAAUGUGAGGAGCAUUGCAGUGUUGGAGGUUGCCCAUAUGGAGGGACACCGCUUCGGGACCACUCGGGCAUGCUUGCAGUCUGUUCUAGUCAAGAGAACUGUCCCAGCUCCCACGAGUGCAGUCCAGUUGUUGUCGGUCUGAGCACGAUUAAUCGUUGCUGUCCUACAAGAGGUGAGUAA